CAUCUCAAUAUUCAGUACAGCAUAUAAUUGUUUUCUGUCCUUCAAACAGAAAAUUUUGGAAAUUGAAAACCCAUUUAUUGAUUGAACCGAAAGAAAACUUUCUUGAAUUUCCAGAUAGUGAAAAGCGGUAGUGAACUUGUGUUUCCUGGGGGAGAAAAAUAGCUACUGUUGAGGGUUGAUCUGGCUGUGUGCCUAAGCAGAGGCAUGAAGAAGACCUGUACUACUUCUGUUCUUGGGUUAUGCUAUUUUGUACUGAUUGGUAAUGGAGUUGAGUUUGGGGCUUCCACUCCCACUGCUACAAGUGAUCAUUCUGUUUUGGAAGAACAGCCCUACAGAACUGCCUACCAUUUCCAGCCCCCGAAGAACUGGAUGAAUGAUCCUAAUGGACCGAUGUAUUACAAUGGAAUCUAUCAUCUUUUCUACCAGCACAACCCAUAUGGACCACUGUGGGGUAACAUGACAUGGGCCCAUUCAAUAUCAUAUGAUCUCAUCAACUGGGUUCAUCUUGAUCAUGCUCUUAAUCCAAUAGAUCCUUUUGACAUCAAUGGUUGCUGGUCCGGUUCAACCACAAUCCUUCCGGGGGGGAAACCUGCCAUUCUAUACACCGGAAAGGACACUGAGAAUCACGAGGUCCAAAACUUGGCGGUGCCCAAGAAUCUAUCUGAUCCACUCCUAAUAGAAUGGGUAAAAUCAGCCCAUAAUCCUAUAAUGACUCCAGUUAACGGCAUUGAUCCAUUCUUCUAUAGGGACCCCACAACUGCAUGGCAAGGGCCAAAUAAAAGAUGGCGGGUUAUUGUUGGAAGCCAGACUGAUGGUCAUGGAACAGCAAUUCUAUACACAAGUGAAGAUUUCGUUAACUGGACUAGGAGUGAGAGUCCUCUUCAUUCCUCAAAUAGAACUGGGAUGUGGGAAUGUCCUGAUUUUUACCCGGUUAGUGUAGAGGGGAACGGUAGAGGUAUAGAACCUAAGUACGUGCUCAAGGCAAGCUUCAAUCAUCAGGAUCACUAUGUAAUUGGACACUAUGAUCCUAAAACAGACAUAUAUGUAGUUAAUACCGACUUCAUGGACAGUGCUUUGCAGUUGAGGUAUGAUUAUGGGAAAUUCUAUGCUUCAAAGACGUUUCUUGACAGUGGAAAAAAGAGGCGGGUAUUGUGGGCAUGGAUAGAGGAGACGGAUAGUGAAUCCGAUGACAUUGAGAAGGGAUGGUCCGGACUUCAGUCAUUUCCAAGAACUGUUUCCAUUGGUAAAAGUGGAGAGCAGUUAGCACAGUGGCCAAUCAAAGAAAUUGAGAAACUACGUUUAGAAGAAGUUAACAUUCAUGAUAAAGAGCUCGAGGGUGGCUCUGUGCUCGAAGUUGUGGGCAUUACUGGUUCACAGGCUGACGUGGAGGUCUCAUUUGUGUUGCCAAAAUUUGAAGAGACAGAAAUGAUGGAGCAAAAUUUGGUUGAUCCCCAACUGCUUUGCAGCCAAAACCAAGCAUCUGUGGAAGGCCUUCUCGGGCCAUUUGGGUUGCUGGUUUUGGCUUCUAAGGACUUGACAGAGCAAACUGCGAUCUUCUUUCGGAUAUUCAGAAGUCACAGCAAAUAUGUUGUUCUGAUGUGCAGUGAUCAGAGCAGGUCUUCUUUGAGAGAUGAGGUUGAGAAAACAACCUAUGGAGCUUUUGUUGAUAUAGACCCUUCUAGUGAGACAGUUUCACUCAGAAGCUUGAUAGAUCACUCCAUUGUUGAGAGCUUUGGAGGAGAAGGGGUCACAUGCAUCACUGCUAGAGUUUACCCGAAGUUGGCUACUGACAAAGAAGCUCACCUUUAUGCAUUUAACAAUGGAACUCAGAGUGUGAAAAUCUCAAAGCUUAGUGCUUGGAGCAUGAAGGAAGCUCAAUUCUUCCAAUACAGAAAAGAAGAAGGCCACUUUUCCAAUUAUGAUGGAUAGCAAGGCAAAUUAUUAUUGGAGAAUUAUUUGCUGUGAAAAAGCAGCUGGAAAUGCAAAAUGAUGGAUUGGUCCACAUUGUGUCAAAUACAAAUCAUUCCUACAUUUGAUCAUAGUUCUAGAUCGAAUGAGAAAUUCAAAAGAUGCUGGAGAGCGUGCUUUGGAUUAGGUAUAUGAGCAAACAACCAUUUGAUCUCCAUCAAAAGUCUGCGUUGAAUAGCUUAUGAACUAAUGGAUGUUAACAGGUAGCAUAUUCUCCAUCUAAUCUAUGUUGAAUCCCUUAUGAACUAAUGAAUGUAAACAAUACCGGAUUAAAGACCUCGUUCCGCUGAGGAAAAUAUUACUUAUUUGGAAAAUAAGUACUUAGUUUUUGAAUUAAAGAA
Messenger RNA from Rhododendron vialii, 2309 nucleotides. RefSeq names its product beta-fructofuranosidase, insoluble isoenzyme CWINV3-like. Gene Ontology annotation, molecular function: hydrolase activity, hydrolyzing O-glycosyl compounds. Gene Ontology annotation, biological process: carbohydrate metabolic process. The transcript is spliced from 7 exons. The record is from RefSeq and is a predicted model, not a curated record. Bases 205 to 1929 code for a protein of 574 amino acids. NCBI's taxonomy places the organism in Eukaryota, Viridiplantae, Streptophyta, Magnoliopsida, Ericales, Ericaceae.